CCUGACUCUCUCUUCUCUACUCGAGAAUGUGGCGCAAAGACAACCUCCAAGCAUCAGCUAUUUAUUCAACACACCAUCUCCCACUUAAAACUCUUGCUCGUGCAGACCUACCAGCGCUAGUCAGAUAGCAAAAGUAAUUUCCUUUAAAAUACCCAAGAUACGAUGCCAAGGUCUUUCUUGGUGAAGAAACACCUCACUAACAAGAAGCCUGACUAUGGUGUGUUGGAUUCACAAAAACACGAGGUGAUUCAUAUUGAAUCUUCAAGCUCCAAACUCAAAAUACUUCAUCCCCAUGAGACUCUGUUUCCUGCACCAUUUCUUGGGAACUCAGCAUUGAGCCCCACUCUGCGGAUGAACCCCAUCAGUUCAGGGAUCUGUGCGCCUCCACCCAAGCCUGCCCACCCAAGCCUGCCCAUGGACGGCACAUUUCUGGGUAUCACUUACCCCCUACCUGUAACAUCCAGUCCCCUUCGAGACAUGCAGCCUGCGCUCCCAAUGCUGGAGUGUGCUAAACCACGGUCUUUUCAGCUUUCUCAGAGAGAACUAGAAGACAAUGUCCCUGUGUCGCCUUUAGGACUGAGCACCACUGGCAACAGUCAGGAGCGCAUUGAUGAAUGCUUUGACUGCCAGAAAGCUUUCUUGACCUUAUCUAGUCUGGCCAACCAGAGGCAAAUUCACUGUCAGUGGCAAUGCCAAAAGUAUUUUAGCUGCAAGUAUUGUGACAAGGAGUAUGUGAGUCUAGGGGCACUGAAGAUGCACAUUCGGACACACACGCUGCCAUGUGUCUGUAAACUGUGUGGAAAAGCCUUUUCUAGGCCCUGGCUACUUCAGGGACACAUUCGCACACACACAGGUGAAAAGCCAUUCUCCUGCCCCCACUGCAGUCGUGCAUUCGCUGACCGCUCAAACCUUCGGGCCCAUUUACAAACCCACUCUGAGAUCAAGAAAUACCAGUGCAGAAGCUGCUUUAAAACCUUCUCCAGAAUAUCACUCCUGACAAAGCAUGAAGAGGCCGGGUGCUGCCCCAUGUCCUAAUAUGUACUGGGUUGUGGGUAGUCAGGGUAAGUUAUAGUGCCAAAGUUUGUCAAAUCAAAGUGCCUCACAAACUCAAGAGUCUGGUAUAUUGACUGAUAUACUGUGAUCACAAUAUGCUGUACAUUGUGUGUGACCUUAGAAAGUUGUUAUAAUUGUAGUUGUUAUGGUUUUGUAAUGAAGAAAUUUCAAAGCAAGCAAUAAAAUAAUAUUUUUCUAAUAACGUGUCCUGUAUAGUAUAAUGUGAACAGAUGUAAGUUUGAAACAACUGCUGUGGGCUUCCAUGCCUGCUCAUUAUGGGUCAGACAGAUUGUUGAACUUUUGACUUCACAUACCAUUAAGUCCUAUCCUACAUCCCAGCUCACACAGUAUUAAUUAAUAUGUCUAUAUUCAGGGCAGCUGUGGAGAGGAAAAUUCUCUGAGGCUAAAUAAAACCUACAUUUGUAAUUGUGCAUGGAAAAAAAUCCUUGUAUAUAUAUCUGUUUAUUGGCAGGUGGACGCAGGCCAGCUGCAUGCCAUAAUGGUGCCAUGCCAAAACUCCAUUAGUAAGGGUCUUAGUCUCUGUUGUCUUUCAUCUGAGAGAAAUAUUUAAUAGGAAGACUGCAUUUGUCUAAUCACUGAAGAAAAAAUAGGACAAUAGGACUAUGAGUCCACACCAUAUAGAAGGCAGAAUAUUUUACAUAUUUAAAAAAAAAAAAUCACACAAAUUAUUGUCAGUUGCUAUAGUUAUUACAAGAAACAAGGUGAAUUAUGAUUGCUCAACCUAUAUGAACAUCACACACAAACAUGUUCACAUACCAUACAUUAUGUGUUGAUAAGGGGGUGUCAUAUAUUUACAGAUAAAUACAGCUGCAAGCAAUAAUGGAGCCAAGCACCCCAGAAACAACAUCUACAGCCCUAAGCAAUGAAUCCAAAGAACCAAAUGAUAGCAGGGUCGAGUGUGCAACUUCCUGGUUGGCAUAUGCAGUCAUCUCACAUUGUGCAACAUAUUGUCAUUCCCAAGGUAUCCAAUAUUGCUGCAUGGUGUGAGAAGAUUCACAAUAUAGUUAAAAUUGGAAGGGAAUACAGAGGACCUUAAAAAUGGGGAGCAGUGUAUUUCCUAUCAUUUUAUGCCAGGUUUUUCUAUGGUUAUAUUAUAUAAUAAUUUUUUUCCUGUUAGUCUGUUUUCCAUGAAGUAACACUGUUUGGUUUAAUUGUGUCAGUAGUUCUCAGUAGUUCUCACUUUAUUGUGCAAUCCUAAACACUGAAGUCAACAUAUACUCAACAUGUUUUCCUGUAGCUCAAAUAGUAGAGCAUGGCGCUAGCAACGCCAAGAUCAUGGGUUCGAUUC
Messenger RNA from Onychostoma macrolepis, 2362 nucleotides. It is a transcript of the gene snai3, whose product is annotated as snail family zinc finger 3. The transcript has 3 exons. Gene Ontology annotation, biological process: regulation of DNA-templated transcription. Lineage: Eukaryota; Metazoa; Chordata; Actinopteri; Cypriniformes; Cyprinidae. The record is from RefSeq and is a predicted model, not a curated record. The coding region runs from base 163 to 1035 and encodes 290 amino acids. Gene Ontology annotation, molecular function: DNA-binding transcription factor activity, RNA polymerase II-specific; RNA polymerase II cis-regulatory region sequence-specific DNA binding.